This is a messenger RNA of Aspergillus melleus, 912 nucleotides long. RefSeq names its product RNA binding protein snu13 (gene SNU13). The coding region runs from base 225 to 605 and encodes 126 amino acids. NCBI's taxonomy places the organism in Eukaryota, Fungi, Ascomycota, Eurotiomycetes, Eurotiales, Aspergillaceae. Gene Ontology annotation, cellular component: box C/D methylation guide snoRNP complex; small-subunit processome; U4/U6 x U5 tri-snRNP complex. Gene Ontology annotation, biological process: maturation of SSU-rRNA; mRNA splicing, via spliceosome. The transcript has 3 exons. Gene Ontology annotation, molecular function: RNA binding. The record is from RefSeq and is a predicted model, not a curated record.
CUGCGCCAUUCCCAAAGUGGUUAGCUCGAUCACGCCCCACCGACCAGUCGCCGUCGAGAUUUUCUGCCGACGAAAGAAAGAUGGACGGCUUUUUUCUUUUCGUCUUUCCUUCCUUCUUUCAACCUUCAAGCAUCCAAUUCUGAUCUGCACCACGGCAGUGAUCCUUUGCGUGAGCCAGAUUAUUUAUUUUUUGAUCUCGCCUUCUCAAACCACCCACCGGAAUUAUGUCUGGAGAACCCAACGCUGCUUGGCCUCUGGCUGAUGAGAGCCUCACCCAGAACAUCCUGGACCUCGUGCAGCAAGCCAAUCAUUUCAAACAAAUAAAGAAGGGAGCCAACGAAGCCACAAAGACGCUUAACCGCGGUACUGCCGAAAUUGUGAUUCUCGCCGCCGACUGCAACCCCUUGGCCAUCCUUCUUCACCUGCCCCUGCUCGCCGAGGACAAGAACACCCCCUACGUCUUCGUCCCCAGCAAGCUUGCUCUGGGUCGCGCCACCGGUGUCUCUCGCCCCGUGAUCGCUGCCAGCAUCACCACCAACGAGGCUAGUGAUCUUAUGCCACAGAUCAGAUCCAUCAAGGACAAGGUUGAGAGACUUAUGAUCUAAGAUGGACCGGAAUGAAUACACAGGCCGGGGGGGGGGUUGUCCGGUGACCUCUCAUAGUCUCAGGAAGGGCUUUGGAAUUUGGGGGCGAGGAUAGAACCUAUGGGCUUGAACUAUCUCCGGAUUGGUCAGCAAUCAAAUCAAUUCUCUGGAAUAUCUUAUUAUCAACCCGAUGAUCUGUAUGGUUUGUGGGGUUUUGUAGCAACUGGGUAGCAAGUUUGUAGCGCGCAGCAUGGAAGGACACCGCAGUGGCCAGGUAUCCUUACCAUACCCACCAGAUGAGAAUCUAUGAUCAUGAUCAUCUUACGUC